Molecule: messenger RNA, 2528 nt
Organism: Echinops telfairi (small Madagascar hedgehog)
Lineage: Eukaryota; Metazoa; Chordata; Mammalia; Afrosoricida; Tenrecidae
Gene: TINF2
Product: TERF1 interacting nuclear factor 2
Exons: 8
Coding region: 248-1492 (414 amino acids)
Biological process (GO): telomere capping; regulation of telomere maintenance via telomere lengthening
Cellular component (GO): shelterin complex
Molecular function (GO): telomeric repeat DNA binding
Source: RefSeq, a predicted model, not a curated record
AGCACUCAGUCCCGAGAGCAGUGGCGCUUAAAGCCGAGGGACCUGAGGCAAUUGGAGCCGGCUGGUUUUUCCCGUCAGGCUCCGGCCCAAGUUAGAAGACCCCCGGGUCCUGGCGGCCUGUGGCAGAGAGCUGAGUCGGACGCCAGGGAUCCCGCGCACGCCGAUCUAACGGCGCGUUAGAGCGGUUGGAGCCUCACUUUGGUGGCAGCGUCGGCGAAGGACCGCCCCCGGGCCGAGCCCGCCGCCCAUGGCCACACCCCCGGGCAGCAGUCCCGCCUCCCUGCGCUUCGUGGCUGCAGCCUGCUGGCGAGUAGUUCGUGGACGCCAGGUGGACUUCUUUCCGCGAGUGCUGGAUUUCCUGCGAUCGCUGCGCUCCGCUGCCCCCGGCCUAGUUCGCUACCGGCACCACGAACGCCUGUGUUUGGGCCUAAAGGCCAAGGUGGUGGUGGAGUUGAUCCUGCAGGGCAAGCCUUGGGCCCACGUCCUGAACGCCCUAAGUCUCCACUUCCCAGAAUCCGCACCUCAAGUGAGGGACCCCAAAGUGACAGAGCAAGAUUUGAGGAGGACCUUGGAAGCACAGAGAACCUUCUGCCAGCAGGUUAAGCAGCUGGCCGAGACGCCUGGGGAUUUGACCCAACAGCUGCAGGAACUUGAUCUAGAGUAUGGGGAACCCUUUGUGGCUGCCUUGGAGAAGCUCUUUUUCGAAUACCUGUGUCGACUGGAAAAAGCAUUGCCGCUAGUACAGGCACAGCAGCUUCAGGAUGUGCUGAGUUGGAUGCAGCCUGGGGCUUCUCUGACCUCUUCGUUUACCUUGAGCCAAUAUGGAGUGGAUAUGGAGUGGCAACUUCCAGAGUGCCCUGUUAUGAACUCAGUGACCAUGACUGAGCCAGUGGAGCUGAAUUCUCCUCAGCAACCAAGAGGUGCACUCGGCAACUCUCUGCCAAAAGCCACGCCCAGCCCAGGUCUUCCUCAGAAGCCGGCCUCAAGGAAGCACCCAGAACCCUUGACUGGCCAGCAUUUCAAUCUGGCCCCAAUAGGCCAGCGAAGAGUCCAGUCUCGAUGGCAGUCCACUAGAGGAGCCCAGAAGGAACGCCCCACAGUCUUGCUGUUCCCCUUCAGGAACUUGGGCUUAUCAGCCCACGAAGUGUCUAAGCCUGAGAACAGGAGGGCACACGCAACAGAUCCAGCAGGGGCUGUGAGCUCAAAGGCAGUGGCUGUCGGGAAGCCCAAGAGUCUGUUCCAAGGCCUGGGGGAAAGUGCCGUAGUGGAGAAGCCAGCUGUUGUCGCCUGUGCCUCCGAGCCAAAGGAAAACUGCUUGGACUGUGCCACGGACCCCCUGAGACUGUCACUCUCUCCUCCUAGAACCAAGCAGCCAGCUAGCUUGCUGGGUCUGUUCAGCCCUGUCAUUACCGUGGGGGAUUUGGUUCUGGACUCUGAUGAUGAAGAGACUGGCCAGAGGGAAGGGAAGGAUCCUACUCCUGUGUCUUUCUAAGCCCCUUACCAAAAGCCUUGGCCACAUCUCCAGGACAGCUGCAGCCGCCAUCCUGCAGAGAGAGGAGCAGUAUGAGAGGACAGCAAAGAAGGCCCAUCCCUCAGCAGUGUCCCACCUCAACACUGGUAUAACCCAGGCGUCCUGGGAGCCGCCGUGCCCAGCAGAACUCAGAUGUCUGAUGGCCACACGCCCCACCCUCCAUUGGGCCUUACUGAAAUGAUGUGGCCUUUGAGGCCAUGAGCAGCAUCGGCACACUCCAUCACUGCACUGAGCUGUGGAUACCCCACUCCUGUUUUCUUUCGGGUGGUACACACAGAACCUGGAAGGGCGUGAAAAGACUGAGACAGGUGCUCCACAGGGGCUUGCCACAGAUGGCAUACCACACAGAACCAGCUUACCUGGCCCGAUGCCCACUUUGAUGAUGUCAGCCCCUGAGAGGAUCAGUUCUUCCACCAUCUCUCCUGUUACCACGUUCCCUGCCUGACACAAAGCCAUUCAAACAGCACGCUUAGGGUUCAAAAUGGAGAGGCUGUGAGUUACUGCAUGUGGUGUGCCUGGAUCAGGACCUCCCAGCAGUGUACUAUAAACAAGGAAACCUGGGUCCCUCUACUGGGCCUUCUACAGUAGCCACUUCCUCGCACCCUGCCCCCCACCUACUGCCUCCCUGAGGAGGAAGGGUGAGAGGCAGAGGUCCACAAUGCCCUUUACUGCACUGAGGCAGCAAGGUGCUGUGAGCAAAGGCAACAUGGGAGAUGAGUUUUAGGGCCCAAGCUCAGGGAUCUAAGAGUAGAUUUAGCUCCUCUGCUAGCAAGCCCAAAGGUGUCCCAACCCAUUCUACUCUAAUACAGAGUUGCUCUGGCUUCAGAGGAGGGGGAGUCGAGCAGGAAGGCAUGUAGGCUUCAACUCCUUUGCCUAGUUACAUUUGCCUUUUGAUGGAUAGAUAGUACAAGGAGAGAAACUUAAUGCUAGGAAGAAAGGGAGACCUUGUCAUCAGACUCCUGAACUUGUUUAAGGAGAAAAAUGCUUCAUGAGACCC